AUGAAGGGCCAGGCGAAACUCAAACUCUUCGUUUUCCACGGAGGCCCCGCGCCGCGCCGCGUGGUGAUAUACCUAGCGGAGCGCAAAUUCCCUCAGGAUUUCAUCGAGAUAAUCCCCUGCACCAUUUCCGCACCCGGCGCGCCAGCCGAAGCACCUGGGAAACCCGCUGGAUCGGUGCCGGUGCUGCACGACGAGUCGACGGGGUUCAUUCUGCGCGAGUCCUUGGCCAUCAUGGAAUACCUCGAGGACCUAGCGGAGGCACAAGGGCUCCCGACAAUGCGGGGGUCGACCCCUGAAGCGAGAGCGAAGAUGAGAGAAAUGCUGGGCCUGGUCGAUGCGCUGACGGUCGAUAUCGAGUACGCGCCCGUUUUCGGAUGUAAGCUGUUUGCAUCGGUCGUCGGCGGCGAGUCAGAGCAGUCUGCUGCCGCUGUGAGAUGGCUGCUAGGUCGUGCGCACCAGAGCAUCAGCAGGAUAGCUGAAUAUGCGGCCCCUGCUGGAAGAACGCCGUCGCUUGCAAAAUUCGAUGGGGACUCGCAUGAUGCGGAAGCGAGGGUCAGCACCGCGGAUUGCGCUCUCUUUGCUGUGUUGCAAUACGCGGAAAACAUGUUUGGUUGGGACUUGACUGAGAGGUAUCCGCGGUUGAAGCAGUUCUACGACGCCUUCCAGCGUCGUGCGAGUGCUGCUGUGCCGGAUGGGACAUGGCCUGCUCAGCUCACGGACUUGACGAAGGAUUGGAUUGAUUAUUGA
This is a messenger RNA of Exophiala aquamarina CBS 119918, 747 nucleotides long. RefSeq lists its product as uncharacterized. The coding region runs from base 1 to 747 and encodes 248 amino acids. Lineage: Eukaryota; Fungi; Ascomycota; Eurotiomycetes; Chaetothyriales; Herpotrichiellaceae. The record is from RefSeq and is a predicted model, not a curated record. The transcript has a single exon.